This is a messenger RNA of Drosophila novamexicana, 784 nucleotides long. Its product is annotated as peptide deformylase, mitochondrial. Gene Ontology annotation, cellular component: mitochondrion. The transcript has 2 exons. Gene Ontology annotation, biological process: N-terminal protein amino acid modification; peptidyl-methionine modification. Lineage: Eukaryota; Metazoa; Arthropoda; Insecta; Diptera; Drosophilidae. Bases 63 to 767 code for a protein of 234 amino acids. Gene Ontology annotation, molecular function: peptide deformylase activity. The record is from RefSeq and is a predicted model, not a curated record.
UACAUAUAUUUUAUUUACGGUCACGUCGCUUAAAACUUUUUAUUUUUUAAUAACCGCCUAAAAUGUUGCUAAAACUACAUAAACUGUGUGGAAAACACGAAAGAUACCUCAGCACCAGCCUUGCGGCCUCACAGUCAUUCAGAAAAUGGUACCAGCAGCUCUGGACAACGAAGCGCACGAACAUGCCGCCUUACGGCCACUUCACACAGAUCGGAGACCCCGUGUUGCGCGACCGGGCAGCGGUGGUGCCAGCGGAAUGUGUGGAUAGCAAGGAGGUCCACGCCAUUGUGGAUCAGAUGGUGCAUGUGUUGCGCAAAUACGACUGUGUGGGCAUUGCGGCGCCUCAAAUUGGCGUAUCUUUGCGCAUCAUUGCCAUGGAAUUUAGGCGAAGCAUAAAACAAGACCUGUCAGAGGCGUCAUACAAAGCGCGGCAAAUGUCCGAGCUGCCAUUGACUGUGCUCAUCAAUCCAAAGUUGACUGUGACCAACUAUACCAAGCACAAGCAUCCUGAAGGCUGCAUGAGCGUUCGCGGUUUCUCUGCGGACGUUGAGCGCUAUGAGGGUGUGAAGAUCUCAGGUGUGAACAGACAAGGUGCCCACACUGAGCUGGUACUGAGCGGCUGGAAUGCGCGUAUUGCCCAGCACGAAAUGGAUCAUUUGGAUGGCAAAUUAUACACCGAUCACAUGGAUCGUUCCACCUUUACGUGCACUUGCUGGGAGGCAGUUAACACCAAAUCUGGACGUGUGGAAAUACCAUUUUACAAAUAGUUCAUAUUGUUAUAACU